UUCUUAAAAUUGGAUCUGGAUUUGGGGAUUUGAGUCCGAUUCUAAACCCUGGUUAAACCCCGUCGAUUUCUCGGAGCUCUAGCAUUUCUCAGAUGAACACAAUCCAUUUCUUCCGCCGCUCUCUUCCAAACUCUGUAAGCCGAUGCCAGCGGCGUACGCUUUACGACGCCGCCUCAUCCAUCAUAUGCGUCCGCGACAGGGGCCUCGACCACGCCGUGGAGAGGGAGAAGAACCUGAAGCCGGUGUGGAACGUCAAGAACCUCAUCAAAUCCGAGCCUUCAAAGUCUCUCCCUCUCAACAUCAUCACUCAAUCCAGGGACUCUCUUGAAAUCCCCACCCGCCCCAUCGAGUUCCUCCGCAAAUACCCUGCAAUUUUUCAGGAAUUUUUCCCUGGUGGGGUGAAUAUCCACCCCCACAUCAAACUCACCCCCGAAGUACUCAACCUUGAUUUGGAAGAGCAGCUGCUCUACCAGAGCGUCAGCUACCGGGAGAAUUUGGCCGACCGGAUCUUGAAGCUUUUGAUGAUUGGUAAAUCUAAUAAAUUUCCACUGUCUGUUCUUGACACUCUUAGAUGGGAUCUGGGUUUGCCCCACAAUUUCGUGAACAUUAUAGUUCCAGAGUUCCCGGACUAUUUCCGGGUGAGUGAUGAUGGGGCAACCUUGGAAUUAGUUUGCUGGAGUCAUGAGCUUGCUGUUUCCGAGAUGGAAAAGAGUGCCAAGAAAGAUGGAAGCUUGGGACUUGAUGUUGAAUCCCCGGUUAACUUUUGUUUGAAGCAUUCUACCGGGUUUGAGAUGGAUAAAAAGUACCAAAAAUGGGUUAAUGAGUGGCAAAAGUUGCCUUACCUUUCACCUUACAAGAGUGCAAUGCACCUUGCUCCAAAUUGUGAAGAGUCGGAUAAAUGGGCAGUAGGUGUUUUGCACGAACUUCUUAGUUUGUUUGUUGGGAAAAAGGCAGAGAAGGAUAAUGUGCUUGUUCUUGGAGAGCAUUUGGGUCUACGGUCUAGAUUCAAAAGAGCAUUGCUACAGCAUCCAGGGAUAUUCUACAUUUCGAGUAAAAACAGGACACAUACUGUGGUCUUGAAAGAUGCAUAUAAAAGGGGCGUUUUGGUUGCCAAGUGCCCAAUGAUGGAAAUGAGAUUCAAAUAUGCUCGUUUGAUGAAUACUUUGAGCGACGAUAAAAAAACAAGUUGUGCACAUGGAAGAAUUAGUAUUGACUUGAAGGGAAGGAAACAAGAGAAGUUAGAUGAUGAGGAUGGGGGAGAAGAAGAUAGAGAUUUUAGUGAUGACUAUGAAGAUGAGGACCAGGAACAAGAUGAAGAAGAAGCAACGAUUAGAGGAAGAUCAAGUUUUAAAACAAAAGAUGAAGAUACAUCUAGAAGCAUAACUAGGAGAUUAGAUCGCAGAGACUCCAUUCGGAAAAAGGAAUGUCCUCCGCGAUCUAGGAGAAGAGUAGCAAAUCAUGACAUGCACGAGGAGGUAAAGGAAGCAAAGAAUGGAAGGAGGACAAAUUUUAGCACAACCUUUGACAGGAAGAAUCUUUUAAGAAGGUUUAGACCGGAUUGCAAAACAAGGAGAGGGGAAAGAAGCAGCCAUAUUUGACAUUGGAGGAACUGCAGCACUUCUCUGGUUAUACGGUUGUGAAAUGGGGUUGCUAUGAGAUGGGGUUUCUGUGAGAUGACUACUGAGUACUGACCCCUUUUUUUUUCAAGUCUAAAGAGUCUACUUUUAAGAAGAAUUUCAUGUGUUACAAAAAUGGAUUUAGAGGUUUCGUUGCGUUGUAUUUCCUAUGUUUCUUCCAUAGCUUUUUACCACGGCAGCAAACGGUUUUCAUGGCUCAUAGUUGCUAAUACAAAGUGGUAAACAAGAGGUCUGUUGUUAUGCAUAAAAUCAUAUGCAAAUC
Messenger RNA from Cuscuta campestris, 1899 nucleotides. The record is from the annotation of a GenBank genome assembly. Lineage: Eukaryota; Viridiplantae; Streptophyta; Magnoliopsida; Solanales; Convolvulaceae.